AUGAUACCAAACUAUAAGCACCAGUACAAUCAGAAUUACAACAUAAGAUUUAAACAAAUGUAUCCAUUAAUAAAAUCUGAAUGUGGUAAUAUAAUUAAUAAAAUAUCACAACUUAAAGAAGAUAAGGAGUGUGUAGUGAUUGGAAUAUUAUUUUUAGAUUCGAAAGCCAAAGAUUCAAUUUUGUAUAAAAAAAUUGAAUCUGAUACUUACUUAUUAGAUGAUAGUUAUUAUUUUAUAGAAGAUGAUACUGGUAAAGUUACUAUUCAAUUGAACACUGAUGUGUUAUUAACAACGGGAAUGGUAUUAGGAUUUGAAGGACGUUUAAAAGAUAAUGUUUUUGACUGUAAAAAAAUAGUUUACCCUAAUAAAAAGCUAGUUAGUGAAGAAAAAAAGAAUAAAGAAAUUGAUUCAUUAUUUAACAAUCAAAUACUUAUUUUAUCAAAUAUUAAAUUCAAUAAGAAUUUUGAUAGAGUUUGUACAACCAUUGAUUUUGUGUUAAAUAAUUAUGAGGUACGUCAUUUAUUUUUUAUAGGAAAUAUUUUUGAUAGUAAGUUAGUUAUUGAUUUUAAUAGGUUUAAUAGAAUUUUAUCAAAAAUUGAUAAAGUUUUUAUUGUGCCGUCUGUUGAUGAUCCGACAACUAUUGUUUACCCUUUACAAUCUUUAAGUAAGAUGUUAUUUCCUAAAAGUGAUAAGUUUGUAUUCUUAACUAAUCCUGUUAAUAAUGAUAACCUGAUUGUAUUAGAUAGAUAUCUUAUUAGUGAUUUAUACAAUUAUUUAAGAAAGGAUGACGUGAAAGAUGAUAUUAGUCUUUGUAAAACUUUGCUAGAUAUAAGGAAUAUUGGUCCCACUUUACCAGAUACAAUUCCUACAUAUCCUUUUACCGAUAAAGAUCCAUUUUUUAUUAAUAACUGUAAAUUAAUGAUUGUAGGUAAUUCUAAAACUGAUAUUGGUUUUUAUAAUGAAACUGUUAUUUUAACUAUUCCAGAUUUUGAUUCAAUGGGUGCUGGUAUUAUUUUUAAUUCAAUCAAUAAUCAAAUUGAAGAAAUUAUAUUAGAAUAA
This is a messenger RNA of Hepatospora eriocheir, 1059 nucleotides long. The record is from the annotation of a GenBank genome assembly. NCBI's taxonomy places the organism in Eukaryota, Fungi, Microsporidia, Hepatosporidae.